This is a messenger RNA of Dendroctonus ponderosae (mountain pine beetle), 682 nucleotides long. RefSeq names its product sphingomyelin phosphodiesterase-like. Lineage: Eukaryota; Metazoa; Arthropoda; Insecta; Coleoptera; Curculionidae. The transcript is spliced from 3 exons. Gene Ontology annotation, biological process: sphingomyelin catabolic process; ceramide biosynthetic process. Gene Ontology annotation, molecular function: acid sphingomyelin phosphodiesterase activity. Gene Ontology annotation, cellular component: lysosome. Bases 34 to 435 code for a protein of 133 amino acids. The record is from RefSeq and is a predicted model, not a curated record.
UAAAUAAACUAACCAGAUUUUUUCCAGGUUGGUAUGCCGGUGUUCAAAGUGCUGCAAAUAUCCGACACCCACUAUGACUUGGACUAUGUGGAGGGCGCUGUGACCAAUUGCGAAGAACCUCUAUGUUGCCGCACUUACAGCACCCUAAGGAGCGGCGAAGAGCCCCUUCCCGCAGGCAGAUGGGGCUCAUACGAAAAAUGCGAUGCUCCCAAAGCUUUGCUCGAGAACAUGCUGCAAAACAUUGCCUUUCAGCACCCGGACAUUGACUAUAUUCUAUGGACUGGCGACUUGCCACCUCACGAUAUUUGGAACCAAACCAAGCAGAAAAACCUGAAGGUGAUAGAAGACACCAUCGCGAUGGUCGUGAAAGCUUUUCCAAACACGCCCAUAUUUCCAGCUGUCGGAAACCACGAAUCAAGUCCAGCGGGAAAGUGAGUAGAAUAGAAACGAUCGGAUUUUAUUUUUUUCUAAACGCAGUUCAGUCCGGAUAUAACGAACUUGAAAAAUGAACUAAAACUGGUUCGUUAUAUCCGGAGUUCGCUACAAGCGAAUAACAAUACAAAAACACGUGGUGUAUUUUAUUUCGUUAUUUUUACAUAGAGUAGUAGAAGUUAGUAGGUAUGACGAAAAAGAACACAAAAAGAUAAACAAAAUUCAAUUGGAAAUCUACUUCAUAAAGUCU